Malus domestica (apple) is the source of this 804-nucleotide messenger RNA. Lineage: Eukaryota; Viridiplantae; Streptophyta; Magnoliopsida; Rosales; Rosaceae. The record is from RefSeq and is a predicted model, not a curated record.
AAGUAAUAAGGCUUUUCAAUUGCACUAUUCAAAUGAAUAGUAACUUGGAGUGGAUUUUAAGUUAUUUACAAAAUUACCAUCAUCUCUUCAUCGCAAAUUGAAAAUUUCGAUUUUUUCACAAAUUACCACCGCUUUUGCACAGUUUAACAGCGCCCACGCGUCAGUCAUCGUGGAAUGCUCUGCUUCGACUACAUUUCCGUCCGUUUCCAUCCCCAUUUCUUUCCCUCUUUUUCUCUCCCGACUCUCUCUCACUGCCCUAUUCUCUCACUCCCGCUCACCAUCUCACUCCAAGCAAUAGAUACAUGAACUCGAUGAGAAGCCACCAUCUCUUAUCUACAAAGCGAAGAAGAACUCAGCAGAUUGCACUCAAAUUAGUGUUUUGGAGUGCAUAUGGACCAGACACCACAAAAGAGAAAACGGAAACCAAAAUCAGAGCCAUCAAAACAAACAAAUGCUGGUAUGUCCUAAAAAAGCUGAAGCCAAGUCUGGAUAGAGAGAAAGAUCUCAUGGUAGGAAUCAUGGACUUGAUGAAGGUGAGGUUAACAAAGUGUGCUUUAGCACCAAGAUUGGAAUCUGGGUGUUCUGAGUUUUGUUUUGUUGUGAUUUUUCUAUAAUCUAGAUGCUGAAAUACUUGGAGUUGGAAUUAAUAAGAAUUGAUUGAACAUGGAUUUUUUAUUAGAUUGGUAUGGCUGACAUAGUUAAGAAGUAGUUUAAGAUGCAGUGAUUAGGGCAUUUCUUUAACUGAACAUAUUUGUUUUCAUGAGGUAGAUAGAAUCCUCUGUAAUUUAAUUAAUUAGAUUGAAA